Molecule: messenger RNA, 5328 nt
Organism: Talaromyces atroroseus
Lineage: Eukaryota; Fungi; Ascomycota; Eurotiomycetes; Eurotiales; Trichocomaceae
Exons: 4
Coding region: 1-5328 (1775 amino acids)
Biological process (GO): secondary metabolite biosynthetic process; fatty acid biosynthetic process
Molecular function (GO): 3-oxoacyl-[acyl-carrier-protein] synthase activity; phosphopantetheine binding; fatty acid synthase activity
Source: RefSeq, a predicted model, not a curated record
AUGAAGCUUGUCUACUUCAGCAAUGAGUUUCCCAGGGACGACUUGCAAGACCUGUUCCGCAGUCUGCACAAUCACAGCAAGGACAAACAUCACUCACUCUUGGCCCAAUUCAUAUACGAAGCCACUUGGGCCAUCAAGGAUGAAGUUCGGAAUCUACCAACAGAGCUUAAGAAGCUCAUUCCGCCAUUUGAUACACUCUUCAGCUGGGCAGAAAACACAGAGCUUCGGGAAGGACUGAUCUGCGGCGCCGUGGAUGGGGUGCUGCUUAUUGUCGUACAACUAGCCACUUAUAUUGGAUAUGCAGAGAACAGCCUCGAAGGGCCGAUUGAUUUUGCAAACACGAGCCUUGCUGGUCUUGGUAUUGGCCUUUUGGCAUCGACUGCGGUUUCAUUGUCCUCGACGUUGGCCGACUUACCACUCGCAGGCGCAGAUGCUGUACGGCUGGCAUUCCGCCUAGGAAUCCAUGUCAUAAGCGUGUCGGAAAAUUUGGAAGCCCGCAAUUUGGCAGAGAGCCCCGAUACGUGGGCAUAUGUCGUUCACAAUGUUGAACCAGUUGCCGCUCGAAAGGAACUCGAAACAGUACACCUUCGAGAGGAGACUCCUGAGACUAGCAAGGUCUUUGUAAGCGCUGUUAGCCGGACUUCUGUCACGGUAAGCGGACCACCAGCUAGGUUAAAGGCACUAUUCACCAAGUCAGACUUUUUCCGCGAGUCCACAUUUAUUCCACUUCCAGUAUAUGGCGGCCUUUGUCAUGCACCACAUAUCUACGACGUACAGGAUACAAAGAGUAUUGUCGAUCAAAGUUUAUUGCUCACAGUCUCUACAAAGAUGUGGCCGGUGACACCAGUUUACUCUACCAGCACCGGUGCACCAUACCCGACCAAGAACGCUACAGAAAUCUUCGAAAGUGUAGUGUCGGAGCUUCUUACUCAAGAAAUCCAUUGGGACCGUGUCAUAUCCGGCAUUGUCGAGAGAGUGGAGGCCACUGUUACCGCAGAAGUAGCUCUGUACAGCUUUGGCAACUCCAUUCCUCUCAACGAUCUAGUUUCAGCCUUGAAGGAUAGCAUUACUCACCCAAACAUCUCAACCAACAAUCUGACAGCAUUUGCCACCCAAGUUGCACCAAGAGAUACUACUCCGCGCAGCACUGCGCAGUCUAAGCUCGCCAUUGUUGGCAUGUCUUGCAGACUUCCUGGAGGUGCGACUAACACCGAGAAGUUCUGGGAGAUCCUUGAAAAGGGGUUGGACGUCUCUCGGCAAAUUCCGGCUGAUCGCUUUGACAUUGAGACACACUAUGACCCAACAGGCAAAGAACUCAAUAAGACUAUGACACAGUACGGUUGUUUCAUUGAUGAGCCCGGCUUGUUUGAUGCGCCCUUCUUCAACAUGUCUCCGCGUGAAUCUCAAGUCACCGAUCCGCAGAUGCGUUUGGCUCUUGUCACAGCAUACGAGGCCCUUGAACGUGCUGGUUAUAUUGGUAAUCGUACUGCUGCCACACAACUGCAGCGUAUUGGUACCUUCUAUGGCCAAGCAGCUGACGAUUACCGUGAAGUCAAUCAAGGACAAGAGGUUAGCACAUACUAUAUCCCAGGUGGUUGCCGAGCCUUUGGUCCUGGACGCAUAAACUACUUCUUCAAGUUUGCUGGUCCCAGUUACAGUAUUGAUACUGCAUGCUCUUCAGGUCUUGCAGCGAUUGAGGUCGCCUGCCAGGCCCUUUGGAAUGGCGAGGUCGAUACCGCUGUAACAGGCGGUGUCAAUGUAUUGACUAAUCCGGACGGCUUCUCUGGACUGUGCAACGGUCAUUUCCUCACUAAAGGACACAAUGCGUGUAAGACGUGGGAUGCCACUGCUGAUGGAUACUGCCGUGCGGAUGGCAUUGGAUCUCUUGUUAUAAAGAGACUUGAAGACGCUGAAGCAGAUAAUGAUAAUAUCUUGGGCGUUAUUCUCGGUGCUGGUACAAACCAUUCUGCGGAAGCAGUUUCCAUUACUCAUCCCCAUGCUGGCCAUCAAGCCUAUCUUUCUCGUCAGGUGCUUCGACAGUCUGGCAUAGACCCCUUGGAUGUUUCUUACGUCGAACUCCACGGAACUGGUACUCAGGCCGGCGACUAUGAAGAGAUGCAGGGUAUCAUGGACGUAUAUGCUCCCCUGAUCAGGCGUCGUAACAAGGAUCAGCCCUUACAUAUCGGCGCUGUAAAGGCAAAUGUCGGCCAUGGAGAGUCUGUUGCGGGGACAACAGCACUGCUUAAGGUGCUUUUAAUGCUCCAAAAGAAUGCUAUUCCACCACACGUCGGCAUUAAGACGGAGAUCAAUCCCAAGUUCCCCAAAGACUUUGAUAAACGCAAUCUCCAUAUCCCAAUGAAAAUGACACCUUGGCCGCGGGUACCUGGAAAGAAACGCAUUGUAGCAGUCAACAAUUUUGGCGCCGCUGGUGGGAACACAACGAUGGUACUAGAAGAAGCGCCGGUUCGCCAAAUCACAGAGACGGACCCUCGAACGACUCACAUCAUCACAGUCUCCGCCAAGGUCAAGGCAUCCUUGAUAGGAAAUAUUGAGCGCUUAAUAGCUCACCUAGACAUCCAUCCGGACAUCAAUUUGGCCGAUCUUUCAUACACAACAACGGCUCGCCGCUAUCAUCAUACACAUCGCAUAGCCAUUGCCACCUCCGACGUGGCCCAUCUGAAGAAGCAGCUCAGUUCUCACCUCGAGAAGGUGGAUUUGAUCAAGCCCAUUGGAAAGUCUGGGCCUCCAUCAGUCACAUUCAGCUUUACCGGUCAAGGCGCCUCUCACAAGUCAAUGAAUUUAGAGUUGUAUCGCGAUGUGCCUAGCUUCCGUAAUAUUAUCAAACAUCUUGACUCUCUUGCUCAAGGCCAAGGCUUUCCCUCCUUUAUUCCUGCUCUUGAUGGAUCAUUUCCCAAGGAGCAUGCUCACUCCGCCGUCAUAACCCAGCUUGCCCUGGUCUGUACAGAGAUUGCUCUUGCAAAAUACUGGGCUACUCUCGGAGUUAGACCAGAUGUCGUCAUAGGCCAUAGCCUAGGCGAGUAUGCUGCGAUGCACAUAGCGGGUGUUGUCACGGCCAGUGACACUAUAUUCAUGGUUGGACGCCGGGCUCAGAUGUUGGAGGAGAAGUGUAAAAUUGGAAGCCAUAACAUGAUGGCUGUUCGGGCUUCGGUUGCACAGAUAUUUGAGAGCUCAGAGGGAAAGCCAUUUAUGAUUGCUUGCAUAAACAGCCCUUCUGACACGGUACUCAGCGGUACAAAAGAACAGAUGGAUGACGUGGCAGCCUCACUUGAGAAGGCUGGCUACCGCUGUAUCAAGUUGGAUGUCGCCUUUGCUUUCCACUCAGAUCAAAUGGACCCUAUCUUGGACGACUUCGAAGCAAUUACGACAACGGGUGUUGUCUUCCAAGAGCCAAAAGUGCCAGUUAUUUCACCCCUGCUUGGCAAGGUAGUUUUCGAUGGAAAGACGCUUAAUGCAAACUACGUCCGCCGCGCCACAAGACAGACUGUCGACUUUCUCGCUGCUCUGCAACAGGCCCAGAAGAUUCACACUAUCAGUGACGAAACUGUAUGGGUUGAAAUUGGGCCGCAUCCUGUUUGUACUAACUUUAUCAAAACCACCAUUCCGUCCACACAGCUCGCUGUACCGUCCAUCCGCCGUGGUGACGAUAACUGGAAGACCAUUUCUGAAAGUAUGGCUACUUUGCACCUUGGCGGUGUUGAGGUUAGCUGGAAUGAGUUUCAUAGCCCAUUUGAACGUAGGCUGCGCCUAUUAGACUUGCCAACAUAUGCGUGGAAUGAAAAGAAUCACUGGCUGCAAUAUACUGGAGACUGGUGUUUGACGAAAGGCAAUACCUUUUAUACGAAGGAAGCCAAUACAACACCAAAAGCACUGCCAGCUAGCGAGAUACAAACCACGACGGUCCAGCAGAUUAUUGAAGAGUCUUUUAAUGGCUCUGCCGGCAAGGUAGUCAUGCAGUCUGAUCUUAUGCAGGCAGAUCUACUGGCCGCCGCCCAUGGGCAUAGUAUGAACAACUGUGGUGUUGUUACAUCGUCCAUCCACGCCGAUAUUGCAUAUACACUUGGCAAUUAUCUGUACCGCAAGCUUAUUCCAACGGCUCAAGAGGUCUACAUUAGUAUUUCUAAUCUCGCCGUUACAAAAGGUCUUAUUGCCCAAACCAACAAGAAGGUGCCCCAGCUCUUCCGUGUGACUGCUAUCACCGCCGAUGUUGGCUCAGGUGUAGUCGACUUGACCUGGCAGAACGUGGACACCGAUGGCAAUGUUGACGAUCCAUUCGCUACGGCCAAUAUUCACUUUGGAGAUGUAUCUGAUUGGCUCUCUUCUUGGGCUCCAAUUGCUCAUCUCGUCCAGAGCAGGAUUGAAACGCUUGAGCAACUGGCGGCGCAGGGCCAAGCAAGUCGUUUUACGCGCAACAUGGCAUACACACUCUUCGGCAGCAAGCUGGUGACCUAUGCCGACAAAUAUCGCGGGAUGCAGUCUGUAAUUAUGCAGGGAUUAGAAGGAUUCGCUGAUGUGCAGCUAACCACCAAGGAAAGUGGCGUCUGGACCGUUCCUCCUUACUUUAUUGAUAGCGUAGCACACUUGGCCGGGUUCAUCAUGAACUGCUCUGACGCUAUAGACACGCAACAAAACUACUGUGUUACUCCAGGUUGGAACGCGAUGCGAUUUGCAAAGCCUCUGGUCCCGGGGGCUAAGUAUCGUUCAUAUGUCAAGAUGAUUCCGACAGUUGAGGAUCCGACGAUCUACUUUGGCGAUGUGUACAUCAUGCAAGACAAUGUUAUCAUCGGUGUUGUCAAUGGCAUUCAGUUCCGUCGUUACCCUCGCAUUCUGCUCAGCCGUUUCUUCUCACCACCGGAUAAGAUGGCUGCUAUUGAGGGCAAGCCAAAAUCCACUGCUUCUCAAGUUACAGCAGCAGCUCCAAAGAUUGCCACACCAGCGCCGAAACCUGUACUCUUUCGACAUGACCCUCACCACGGAAGCGAUUAUGAAACGGUUAUCCCUCCCAUCGCGGCCCCAGCUCCAUCAAAGGAGGUCGGAGCCGUAGCUGAGGCUCCAUCCGUGGAAGCUGCUGCGGAGUCUGGGAGUAUCGCUGCCAAAGCAAUCCUGCUCAUUGCUAGCGAGGCGGGUCUGGACCUCGCUGAAAUGACGGAUGAUGCCAGCUUCGGCGACUUGGGUGUUGACAGUCUCAUGUCGUUGGUAAUAGCGGAAAAGUUCAGGACUGAGCUAGAUAUCAAGGUCAGUGGCAGUCUGUUCUUAGACUAUGAGACGAUUGGAGAUCUGCGGAAAUGGUUGGAUGAGUAUUACAGCUAG